UAAUAUUUGCGAAGCUUUCCUCUACCUCGCAGAAUCAAGGACUCCAGUUGUUCUCCGACUCAUUCUGAACAGUUUGGCCGACCGGAACUUCAUGAGCGUGCAGUCCGACGAGUGUACGUUUGCUCGAUGCUUGAUGCCCUAACCGAUGGAACCGUCUACGAAUAAAGCUCAGGUAACCGAAAUCGGUCAUCUAGCUGGAGGUUUGGGUCCCUACCAAUUGAUGAUCGUGUCAAUGGUGUUCCUGAGGAGCUUCCCAAGCUCGUGGACCCUCACGGGACUAGAGUACGUCGCUGGAGACGUCGACCACUGGUGUGCUCCAGCGGAUGAAUCCUUUUCACCAGAGGUUUGGAAACGGGACUUCAUUCCACCAAGGGAACGCUGUCAUAGUUUUGCAAUCAACAAUUCGGAGAUCGAUCGGACCCGUCAGGUCGCGUGCGAGUCUUGGACAUUCAAUUCAACCUUGCUGUCCAGCUCUGUGGAAGAAUUCAAGCUAGUUUGCGACUCAUCAUGGCAGAAGUCCGCCAUCCAGAGCAACGUUUUCGUUGCCCAGAUAGCGGGUGCGUUGUUCUCGGGCCGUCUUUCGGACAGAUAUGGACGAUUACCGAUCUACAUGGGGUCAACCGUUCUCUUCGUCGUGUUCGGUGUGCUAGCAGCAUUCUCGCCGUCUGUGAUAAUUUUCAACGUGCACCGCUUCCUUCAAUGCGUUUGUAUUGCCGGACUCAACACUUGCAUCUCGACUCUCUACGCCGAGGUCAGCCUUCCGAAACACCGAAGUCUCUUAAAUGUGGGGUUCGCCCUGGGUUUCCAAAUGCCCAUGCUGUUCCUGCCUUCCUUGGCAGGAUACUUGCAUAGCUGGAGGCACGUGCAAAUGGCCAUGGCGCUGAGUGCUGUGCCCUUGCUCCCGUACUUCUUUUUCCUUCAAGAAUCUCCUCGUUGGCUCCUGAUGCGGGGUAACUUCGAAAAAGCUCGGGGGACGCUGGAAAAAAUUCUCAAGUUCAACCGGAUGGAUUCGUCGAUUCUUGAGAAAAUGCCACGGACUGCCAAGCGCUUGUCUGGAGACGAAUCGAAUGCUCUGAAACUAUUCUCACCUGCGCUGUUUUCGUCUACUCUGGCGCUUUUCUCGUUGUGGUUCAUGUGCCAAUUUUCGUUCUAUGCAUCGAUCUUCACGUCGACACGGCUUCCUGGGAACAAAUCCCUCAAUUUCGCUUUGACAGCUGCGGCUGGCGUCGCAGGCGGUGCGCUCUCCAUUGUGCUUUUGCGGUGGGUGCGACGACGACGCACCGUCGGCAUAUUCCUAUGUCUAUCGAGCGUGUCAUUCCUGAUUUUGGCGUCACUACCACAAGAUUCAGCUGUAUGGCUCCACGUUGCAACAGCCAUGGUGCUCAGAUUCACUAUGGUGGUGUCUACUGGAGUGUGUUGGACCUACAGUCUCGAGGUAUUCCCGACCAUGCUCCGGAACUUCGGCUUCAGCUGCUGUUUCUGCUUCGGACGUGUCGGCGGGGCGAUCGCUCCCUUCAUGAGAGAUUUGGGUGAAUGGCAUCCGUCGGCACCGUUCCUAGUUCUAAGCCUUGCGUGUAUUGUUGGCACCUUAAGCUUGCCUUUACUGCCCGAAACUUUGAACGCGGCUUUGCCAGACAAUCUCGAGGAGUCUGUCCAAUUGAGACGGAGUAAAAAGCUGGAGCACGCGAUCGCUCCGAUAAAGAUGUUGAAUUCAAAGAAAUGAAGAAAUCAUCCUCAUCGGGGAAAUU
Messenger RNA from Galendromus occidentalis (western predatory mite), 1748 nucleotides. Its product is annotated as organic cation transporter protein. The transcript is spliced from 11 exons. Gene Ontology annotation, molecular function: transmembrane transporter activity. Gene Ontology annotation, cellular component: membrane. Gene Ontology annotation, biological process: transmembrane transport. The record is from RefSeq and is a predicted model, not a curated record. NCBI's taxonomy places the organism in Eukaryota, Metazoa, Arthropoda, Arachnida, Mesostigmata, Phytoseiidae. Bases 146 to 1723 code for a protein of 525 amino acids.